Cyclocybe aegerita is the source of this 1407-nucleotide messenger RNA. NCBI's taxonomy places the organism in Eukaryota, Fungi, Basidiomycota, Agaricomycetes, Agaricales, Hemipholiotaceae. The record is from the annotation of a GenBank genome assembly.
AUGCCUUCUUCAACGCCUGUGACCUCAAUGCCUGUGACCUCCUCCACUCUGACAGAGUCGACGCUGAUUGGUGUGACUCACCACAGUCCACUAGUACAACAAGCUACUGAGCUUGAAGGUCGACUGGAGCUUGCAGCUGGAGGGGCUCUGAACCUGACACUCGUUCAGGCAGCUGUCCGUGACGCACAAAUCUUGAUUGCACAACUGAAGGAUGAAGUUCGAAAAAUGGGAGCGGAAAUUGCCAACUUGUUGCUCUCUCAAGACAAUCCAUCUCACAAAGCCGCCAUCAACCAGCUCACGCGCGAGAUCUGUCAACUCGCCAGUAGUUUCCAGUUCCUAUACUCGCCAUUUGUCACCAAAGCUACCUUCAAGGAUGGCAUGACCAACCCUCUGUUCUUGCACGACGACCCCAUCCGCUAUGUCACUGACAAGAACGUCGAACUCGGAAUUAUUGCGGAGCUCUUUCACUGGGUGUCUGCAAAAUUCCACGAGUGCAUGGGAGCAGGAUCUGCAUUUGCGAAUGUCUUUGGCAGUGCAAUCAGCUCUUCACGUUUGCUGGCCUUCCACCAAGCCAUCAGCACCUCAUCUCUGGCCAUACUGGAGCUUCUGGGUUGCACUAAGCCAGGAGAUUCACCGAAGAGCUGCAGCCUCCCACCAAUUCUGUACAAGGACUUCAACGAUGGAGUGGCCAUGGGGCUAUUCCUUAAUUCUAUUCUUAUCACGAUUGCCAGAGUGAUCAUAUAUGGCCCCAGGAUGGGUCAAUCCUCCACGGCCCGCCUCAAAUCCACCAGCCCCUUUGUACGUCCAGGCCAAGUCAUGUCGAUUACGCCUGGUGCAAUUGCAUACACCACAAUCCUUCUGUGGCACCUUCUUUCAGGUGACACCGAGUUCACACUCACCAGGGUUGGGAGCACCUCGAACAUCAACUACGUGGCUGACUUCGAGAUGUACAAGAAGCUCAUCAUCCAAGCAAGAGAUGGAACCAGACAGCCCCUUGACAAGGCAGCCAACUCAGAUGACGGAACCGAGGACAAGAUUGCUGACGCCCUCUACCGUAUGGAGUUGGAAGGCAGCGAUUCUAGUGAAUCGGGUGGCUCAGACUCGGAACUCGACGAAGAAGAAGGACAUCAAGGAUCAAGACUAGCCAUGCCUAUGGAACGUGCAUCAAGCUCUGGUCCAUCUCGAGCUUCUAGCACCCUUCCACUCCCCGUCAAUCCAACUUCCGCUUUGGAUCUAGGACCUGGUUCCCCCUCUUUCAGCUCAGAUUUGACCGAAUUCGACGACAACCUGCCAGCCCCUGCACCCGCGAAGAAGAAGAAGACUUCCAGAGGAAAGAAGACAUCUGAGCCAGCACCGGCCAUUGACCGGACUCUGCAGUCAGAAGGAAAGGGGAAGCAGCGGGUGUAA